AUGAUCUUCCACGCCGAGAUAACAAUCGAGAUCAACAUCAACGACGGGAGGAGGGGGGUCAUCGGCGCGACCCAGAUAACAAUGAUAACCAACCCACCCGGGGAGUCAUUGCCUUUAUCUCUGGAGGAUCAGCAGGUGGGGACUCACAAAAUGCGAGACGGACCCUCGCUCGAUCAGCACAUACGAAGACCUGAUCAUAGCAUAGUCUUCAACUCCUCGGACCUCGAAGGUCCAGAUGAAGAUCAUGUCGAUGCGUUGGUAAUCACAACGUCGGUGGCCAACUUAUUGGUUAAGAAGAUAUUAGUGGACGGUGGGAGCUCAGCCGACAUCAUGUAUCUCCACACAUUCAAGCAGCUGGGCAUAGAUAACGCUCGGUUUAGCCCUAUCACUACACCACUACAAGGAUUUACGGGAGAGGGCAUUUUAUCCAUGGGGGAAGUGGAGUUACCCAUCUCCUUAUGGGACAAUCCUUGUCGAAUUACGAAGAUGAUAAAAUUCCUCAUCGUCGACAAACCAUCCCUUUAUAACAUCAUCCUAGGGAGGCUAGCGAUCCAUACAUUGAAGUCGGUGCCUUCAUUUUACCACCAAAAGUGGAAAUUCCCCACUCCUUAUGGAAUGGGAGAGCUAACAGCUGUUGAAGAGCUAAAAUCAGUAGAACUCAUACCCGGAGAUAAUUCUAAGCUUCUCCGCAUCGGAUCUUAUCUAGAUCAAGAAGUGGAGAAUCAGCUAGUUAACUUCCUUAGACACAAUGGGGAUGUGUUUGCUUGGAAGGCUCAAGAUUUGACGGGAAUUCCUCCCAAAGUAGCGUUGCAUCGACUAAACGUUGACAAAAGAUUGAAACCAGUCAAGCAAUGUAAAAGUAUUUUUGGUCUUGAGCGAAACAAACAUAUGAAAGAGGAAGUUGCAAAACUCUUAGAUGCAUGCCACAUUAGACCGGUUCAAUAUCUGGAGUGGUUAUCCAAUGUGGUAUUAGUACCUAAACUCGGAGGCAAGUGGAGGCUAUGUGUAGACUUCACCGACCUCAUCAAGGCAUGGCCCAAGGAUCCAUUUCCUUUACCAAGGAUCGACCAACUCAUAGACUCAACCCUAGGGUGCGAACUUCUCAGCUUCCUUGAUGCAUAUCAAGGAUACAACCAAAUAUUGUUCGCCCGAGAAGACCAAGAGAGAGCUAGCUUCAUUACAGACCAAGGUAUCUACUGCUAUCAAGUCAUGCUGUUCGGUCUCAAGAAUGCAUGA
This is a messenger RNA of Erythranthe guttata (spotted monkey flower), 1236 nucleotides long. Lineage: Eukaryota; Viridiplantae; Streptophyta; Magnoliopsida; Lamiales; Phrymaceae. The record is from RefSeq and is a predicted model, not a curated record.